CAAUAAUGAUUUAUAAAUUAAUAGGAAUAACAGGUUAUCUAAUUUAUCUGAUCUAUUUUACAAAGUUCUUGGAAUAUAUUUGGCCAUAAGAAAUACAGAAUAGUAAUAAAUAAUCUAUAAUUAAGAAAAACUAUUUUUUAUAGUAGUAAUGGUAGUCACUCAGAAUGUAAUUUAAGUUGUGGUUUGUGCAUAUUAUUAGAUAUUUUAUUCAGUGAAUCAUCCAUUCUUUGAAUAAUUUAAACUUGUGUAGGUAAUAAAUUGAAUAAGAUUUUAGAAACCUUGGCCUUGGGAAAAAAAUAAAGAAGAAUGGAAAAAAAUGAAAAUAAAAACUUUAAAAUCAAUAAUUAUAAAUUAAUCACUAGCUGCUCUAUUAGUCAGUAUAAUACCUGCAUUUGAAUGUAGAAUGGAUAAAUAGAGUUUUCCAAGUUAUUAUGAAAUAAUGAAGCAUGUUAUAAUUUGUCAUCUUAGUGAAGAUUUGAUAUUUUAUUGGAGUCAUAGAAUUUUGCAUUUACCAUAAUUAUAUCCAAAAAUUCAUAAAAUUCAUCAUUAAUAUAAUGUUUCAAGUAUAUUUAUAGAAUUAAAAUUAGUUGCGAUUGCUACUGAAUAUGCUCAUCCAAUCGAGUUUAUUUCUAGCAAUAUUAUACCAAUAUUCUCUGGCCCUUAUUUAUUAGGUGAUUAAAUACAUUGUAUAACAAUAUUAAUUUAUGUUGGAUUACACUUAUCAAAAGCUAUACAUCAACAUUGUGGAUAUGUUUUUCCUUGGGAAUUGUAUAAUUAUUUACCUUUUGCAACAAAUUCAAUUCAUCAUGGAUUGCAUCAUAGUGAAAAUAAUGGUAAUUAUGGUUCCCAAUUUAUAUUGUUUGAUAAACUUUUUGGUACUUGUAUUGAGUAUAAGGUAAAGUGA
Messenger RNA from Paramecium sonneborni, 904 nucleotides. Lineage: Eukaryota; Ciliophora; Oligohymenophorea; Peniculida; Parameciidae. The record is from the annotation of a GenBank genome assembly.